AUGAAUCCAGUCAGAGUAUUUCCAUUAAAGUUCAAUGAAUAACAAAAUACUCAAAGUACAUCAAGUUCCCCAUAGUUAAAGAAAAAACAGCCUCCUAAAGUACUGGAAAAACCCUUGCUUUUAAACAUGUCUCCCAUUUUGUAAAAAUUCAAAUUCAUUGAAGAAACGGCCAAUCUCCUGCCAAAGGAAAAUUUAAUGUGAAACGAUUAACUGUUAAUGCUAAACAAGAUGACAAAUUUUAAUUUGUAGCGAUUUAUAAGAUUUUCAUAGGCCCAAUAAUAAAGGCCAUUAUAAUCAACAAGCUAAUCCCCAAAAAAGAGAGUUAUUAAUGGAGCAACCAAUGUUGAAGUAUAACCUAUCCUUAAAUAGUCACAAUCUCCAAUGAAACUUCCUAAUCUCCGAAGAGCAGAUACUUAAUUAAAUAACAAUUUAUCAAUCAAAGACGAAACCCUGUAAGAAAUGAAAAGCUCCAAAAGAAAAGAUACAACUGAUGAAACCCCUUCAGUAAAUCAUUCUCUCAAACAAUUUAGUAAUAAAUUAGAGGUUCAAUAAUUAAAUUAAUCUCUGAUACUACUCCUAAUUCAAGACCUUCGAUAUCUAGGGUUAAAUUAGCCUCUUAAACUAUUGAUUAAGAAAUUAAACCAAAAGCUUCUAAUUAAAUGGUUAUGUUACACGGCCGAUCAACCAGUCAAGCAACUUUAGUAAAUACUUUUGUCCUAGAUGAUUAAAUGCAAGAUUACGUUAAUUUAUUUUAUUCUAAGUAUUUUUUAAUCAUUAAUAGAUCCCAACCUGGUUAAAAUGGAUCUGGAUAAACUAAAACUAAUUAAGAUAGUGUAAUUGUAACUAAUAAUUUGGGUGGAAUUAAAAAUAGAUACAUCUUUUCAGUUUGCGAUGGACAUGGUGUUUAUGGACAUUAUGUAUCAUAAUUAGUUAAAAAAUUAUUACCAAAUAUCAUAGAUCAGUAAAUAAAAUAAAACAUCGGGAUGUAAGAAAAAGAUAUAAGUGAAAAUCAUUAUACUGACAUAACCAAAGCAAUGACUUAAAGCUUUUUGAAAAUGCAAAAAGACUUAUCUAAUUGUGGAAUUGAUAUAACAUUUAGUGGAACUACUUGUUCUUUAGUUUUAGUUUCUGGCCCUCAUUUAUGGUGUGCCAAUAUAGGAGAUUCAAGAUCAGUAAAUUUAAUAAAAAAAUAAUUAUAGAUUUUGAUUUAGUAAUAAAAUAAUUAGAAAUGGAAAACUAUUGAAUUAAGUAAUGAUCAUAAACCCGAUUUGCCAAAUGAAUACAAAAGAAUAAUCUCUUCUAAAGGGAGAGUUUAACCAUUUAUUAGCGAAAAUGGGGAAACAAUAGGACCACCAAGAGUAUGGUUGUUACAUGAUUAAAUUCCAGGAUUGGCCAUGAGUAGAUCUUUUGGAGACUAUGUUGCAUCAACUGUUGGGGUGAGCUGUGAACCAGAGAUAAUUCAUCAUAAAAUGAAUUCUAAUUAUGCAUUCUUAGUGGUUGCAAGUGAUGGAGUAUGGGAAUUCUUUUCUAAUGAUGAAAUAUAAAAAAUCGUUGUCUAGAAUUGGUAACCUAAUAUGACAGCUAAAAAAAUAAACGAAAUUUGUGAUCAUAUUGUUAAGCUUUCUACAUAAAGAUGGCAUUAAGAAGAUGAAGUUGUUGAUGAUAUUUCAAUUGUCAUAGCUUAUCUCCAAAAACCAUGA
Molecule: messenger RNA, 1700 nt
Organism: Paramecium sonneborni
Lineage: Eukaryota; Ciliophora; Oligohymenophorea; Peniculida; Parameciidae
Source: the annotation of a GenBank genome assembly